This is a messenger RNA of Carlito syrichta (Philippine tarsier), 4738 nucleotides long. RefSeq names its product 4-aminobutyrate aminotransferase (gene ABAT). Gene Ontology annotation, biological process: GABA catabolic process. Gene Ontology annotation, cellular component: mitochondrion. Gene Ontology annotation, molecular function: pyridoxal phosphate binding. The record is from RefSeq and is a predicted model, not a curated record. NCBI's taxonomy places the organism in Eukaryota, Metazoa, Chordata, Mammalia, Primates, Tarsiidae. Bases 256 to 1806 code for a protein of 516 amino acids. The transcript is spliced from 17 exons.
CAGCUGAGCGCCCCCUUUUACCAGUCCUGCUGGGCUUCCCAGGGGCCCUUUUCUCUCCUCCACCCGCGUCCAUGUUCUGGGCACUGCCGGGAGGUCCAGAGCACCCUUCCAAAGGGGGAGUUGGCCCCCGGCGGCACCUCUUCCCAUGAACCCUGCAAGCCAUGCGCCUGGGCUCAGCAGAAUGACAUAGAAGAGGCGUUGCACACAGGCGAGCUGGGCUUGCUGCCGGACCGACUCCAGGCACCGUGAGUGCAGAUGUGGUGGCGGCGUGCACAGGGCUCUCUGUUCCUGAAGGCAAGGGCCAUGGCCUCCCUGUUGCUGGCCCGGAGGCUGGCCUGCCGCUCCCAGCACAACUCCCGCCUGCUGCUGCCCGGAUCCAGGCACAUCAGUCAAGCCGCAGCCAAAGUCGAUGUUGAAUUUGAUUAUGAUGGGCCUCUGAUGAAGACAGAAGUCCCAGGGCCGAGGUCUCGGGAGUUAAUGAAACAACUGAAUAUAAUUCAGAAUGCAGAGGCUGUGCAUUUCUUCUGCAAUUACGAAGAGAGCCGAGGCAAUUACCUGGUUGACGUGGAUGGCAACCGAAUGCUGGAUCUUUAUUCCCAGAUCUCUUCUGUCCCCAUAGGUUACAGCCAUCCUGCCCUGGUGAAGCUCAUCCAACAGCCUCAGAAUGUGAGCACAUUCAUCAACAGACCUGCCCUGGGAAUCCUGCCCCCUGAGAAUUUCGUGGAGAAGCUACGGGAGUCCCUGCUCUCGGUGGCACCCAAAGGGAUGUCCCAGCUCAUCACCAUGGCCUGUGGCUCCUGCUCCAAUGAAAACGCCUUCAAGACCGUCUUCAUGUGGUACAGGAGCAAGGAAAGGGGACAGAGGGGCUUCUCGAAGGAGGAGCUGGAGUCCUGCAUGAUCAACCAGGCUCCCGGAUGCCCCGACUACAGCAUCCUCUCCUUCAUGGGCGCCUUCCACGGGAGGACCAUGGGUUGCCUAGCGACCACGCACUCCAAAGCCAUUCACAAGAUCGACAUCCCCUCCUUCGACUGGCCCAUCGCACCGUUCCCACGGCUGAAAUACCCUCUGGAGGAGUUUGUCAAAGAGAACCAGCAAGAGGAGGCCCGCUGUCUGGAAGAGGUGGAGGAUCUGAUUGUGAAAUAUCGGAAACAGAAGAAGACGGUGGCCGGGAUCAUCGUGGAGCCCAUCCAGUCCGAGGGCGGAGACAACCACGCGUCUGACGACUUCUUUCGGAAGCUGAGAGACAUCGCCAGGAAGCAUGGCUGCGCCUUCCUGGUGGAUGAAGUCCAGACCGGGGGAGGCUGCACCGGCAAGUUCUGGGCCCAUGAGCACUGGGGCCUGGACGACCCGGCCGAUGUGAUGACCUUCAGCAAGAAGAUGAUGACUGGGGGCUUCUUUCACAAAGAGGAGCUCAGGCCCAACGCGCCUUACCGGAUCUUCAACACCUGGCUGGGGGACCCGUCCAAGAACCUGCUGCUGGCCGAGGUCAUCAACGUCAUCAAGCGGGAGGACCUUCUGAACAACGCGGCCCAUGCCGGGAAGGCCCUGCUCACAGGGCUGCUGGACCUCCAGGCCCGGUACCCCCAGUUAAUCAGCAGAGUGAGGGGACGGGGCACCUUCUGCUCCUUCGACACUCCAGACGAAUCCAUACGGAACAAACUCAUCUUAAUCGCCAGAAACAAAGGUGUGGUGUUGGGAGGCUGCGGCGACAAGUCCAUCCGCUUCCGUCCCACGUUGGUCUUCAGGGAUCACCACGCUCACCUGUUCCUCAACAUCUUCAGCGACAUCUUGGCAGACUUCAAGUAAAGAAGCCGUUUAUUUCUGCUACACUCUGAGAAAGCCCUGAUCUCAACAGUUGUCCAAUUGAUUAGUUUGCCUAAUUCAUGUUUUCACUUAAAAAGUGUCAGAGGUAAAGGCAUCAAGCGAGGGUUAUUUGUGGGGAGGGACUGUUUCUGGUGGCGUGGGGGGGGCUGAGCUGACGUUCCCCCUGCAGAGCUAGGGGAGUACGCUGGCUGAUGCCCCGAGAUUCCACUUGAGCCCUGGACAUCGUCUUGGGACGGACCGUGAGGUUCCUGGCCAUAUUUCUGCCCACACUCGACCAACCCCAAUGAGUCUUUGGAGGCCAGUCAAGGGAGUCACACCUGCUCCUGGGACUGGUGGCCGGACCCCCUGGGUUCCAUUCCAUCUGGAGUGCCAUAUUCUGUGAUCAAGAACACUGGCUUCCCCUCCCCUACGCACGCCAACACCCUCACCUCCUCACCCAGCCCCAGAGCUCUGGGCACACCCUACGAUCACUUCUCAAGGGACUGGAUGGAUGGUCGGGAGGCAGUCAAGGAGGAACAUGAGGAUGCACUCUGGGGUGGGGGCAGGGGUUUCUGCCCCCCGGGACUAGGACCACCCCUCAGCACCCUGGAGAUUCCUCUCCACUGGGAAUUCUGGCCCUCGGGGGACCUCCAGCUGGCAUCACCGAUGGUUCCUAUGUGACAUCCUCCAUCCCCAAACUCUGUCCUCCCUUAAAUGUCAGCCUAGUCCUGAGCAGGAGGAAGUCAUUCUGAGGCCCACAGGGACACACGAGGCCAGGGUCUGGGCAGCGGCACCACUCCAUCCUGCCUCCCAGGGCACCUGGGAUCUGACUUCUGGGCCCCUCGCCCUGGGAGGCUCUUUCUCUCCCUUUCGCUUAUCCAGCCUUCGCCCCUGUCCUGGCAGACCCCUGAGCUGGGUGGGGUUUCUUCUUGAGGGAAGAGCCAUGAGUUCAAGUCGUCUGAGCUCCGUGCGGUUCAAGGUGGUUUCCUUGCGCUCGACCCUCCCCAAGUUAGAUCUUUUCCUGAUGUGACAGAGAGUGAUGACAAUACUGAAAUGUUUAAUUGGGCUGUAGCUGAGGCUACAGUGUCUCCGCUGGAGGCCAGACCUUCGGGAGCUGAUCUGACCUCAGGUGCUCCUAAGACAAGCACUAAAUAGUUGGACAGCCAUGGAGCACGACUCGGUGGGUAGACUGAGAAAGGCUGGCCUAUGCUCUCUGUCCAGAAGGAAGCCACUUCCUCUCCUGGGGCCCUGGUUGACUGUUCUGGAAGAUGGGCAUAACCAGCUUCCUGAUUCAGCACUUUGCUCUUUUAAUAUUAUCCAAAGAUCUCAAAGUGGGGUUUUUUUUUUUUAAGCUUCCACCUCUCAGCAGACUUGGUCAUCGACCUACUUUUUUUGAGGAAUGAAAGGUGCUGAUGUGUGUCAAGUGGACAGAUCCAUGAAUUCUGGUUCACCUUGCAUUCCCACAGUCAGCACUAAUCCGUCACUUUUAAUGAGUCCUGCCAUGGUUACAGCCAUGCGCGUUGCCAGAAGAGAUGUACACCUCCCUCUCUUGGCAAGGUUUCACUCGUUUGUUUAUUCAUUUACGCAUCAUUCAUUCUUCCAACUUCCAUUAAAUGCCUGCAUUAUCCCAGGCCUUGUGCUAAGUCCCAGGAAUACAAAGACAAGAGAAGACGCAGGGCCUGCUCUCGGGGUCACAUCCCAUUGGAAACAACAGACUUCAAGUCAACCAAGCCGAGUGGCAAGUGCUAUAACAGAGGCGCGUGUAAGAGCAUCAGGAAAUCAGAGGGAGAACCACAGGCCCCCUAAGGGUCAGAGAAGUUCAGUGAGAAGAGAGCAUUGGAGCAGGGUUUUGCAGAUGAACAAAAGUUCACCAAACAGAUAGGGCAAGGAAGGGUGUGGCAGAAAGGGGACGGCACUUGCAGAGGCACCUCAGUUCGUGGCCUCUCACCAUUCCCUGGGGAGCCAGAGUCCAUAGGCAACAUCCCAAGGUUCAAGGCCUUAUUCACAAACAAGCAAAAUGCAAACCAAACCACGAUUCAUGUACUAGCUGAAGUAUGCCAAUAUUCAAUAAGGUUCUUGGAGUCCAGAAGGUUCGAAGCCAGGGAACAACCAGAAACUGGGCUCUCUUCGGUGGAGAGAGUGCCACCAAUAUUUUGUUCUCUUUCCCACGGGGCACUGACAAGGAAAUGAAAUUGUCUGGUCUGGAAAAGCACUUCCAGACUUCUUAUUCACUCCUUACCAAGGGAAGUUACUUAUUGUAAAACUUUUAAAGCCAUUUAUCAACAAGUUCUUGUUGACUCAGGGCAUAAUGAGUUCCUGAGACAUCUUCUUUUGGGAGGUGGGGAUUUAGCUGGAAAAAUUUCAAGGAAAAGAAUUCUCAGCAGAGCUCAAGACCAGAAGCGCGGAAGAUGUUGGUGAAAAUGCGGGGAGCCCAGCGGACAGGCUACUGUCCAGGGCAGAACCCACGGAGAAGUCCAUCUGCGGCUGGCCGAUGGUCCGGAAAUUGCUCCAUUAUACAUUAGUGCCAUAGAGUUUAGUAAAUGUCUAGCAAGUCUUGUCACUUUUACAGAAAACAAGGUCCAGUAAUAGCAAGUCUUAGCACAUCCUCACUUUUAUUAUAAAUGGGUGUUUUUUUAUAAUUUUUACUGACACUCAGUAACCAUGCAGAAUUGUACACAGCCUUACUAUGUCCACGUAUCUAUACCUAUCUAUAUCUCUAUAAAUCAGUUCAUGGUAGAAAACCGUACUAGGGACCAUCGCAGACUCACACAUACAAAGUGAGCUUGUUUACAGUAUUCUGUUGACAGUGCCAAUACAUGAUACAGAAAUUAACAUGUCACAAAGUAACUGAUGACCACAUGCAUAAUUCCAUGAAUUAAAUCUGUUUCUUGUGUUAAUUAGUAUUCUUAAAUUUAAAAAAUAUUUAUAAUGGAAA